Messenger RNA from Electrophorus electricus (electric eel), 1529 nucleotides. It is a transcript of the gene decr1, whose product is annotated as 2,4-dienoyl CoA reductase 1, mitochondrial. Gene Ontology annotation, biological process: fatty acid beta-oxidation. Gene Ontology annotation, cellular component: mitochondrion. NCBI's taxonomy places the organism in Eukaryota, Metazoa, Chordata, Actinopteri, Gymnotiformes, Gymnotidae. Gene Ontology annotation, molecular function: 2,4-dienoyl-CoA reductase (NADPH) activity. The record is from RefSeq and is a predicted model, not a curated record.
AGCUAGCUAGCGUUAGGUUAACUGGGUGUUUGUUUAUAUAGGUGGUUAAGCUCGACUAGCACGGUGGGAGAACAUGUUGCUUCGGAGUUUGACGUGUAGACGAAAGGCGCUUCAGAUAUAUUUUCUUCAUGCACGGCUAUUUGGACAUGGGACCAACGCUUUAUGUUGCAGCAGUACGCAUCAGGCAAGAUUCUUUCCUCCCUCUGACAAAGUUAUGCUUCUGCCCGGCACUUUUAAAAACAAAGUGGCGUUCAUCACAGGUGGCGGUACAGGUCUGGGAAAAAGCAUGACCGCCACUCUGUCUGCCCUGGGUGCAGAGUGUGUUAUAGCCAGCAGAAAACUGGAUGUUUUGAAGCAAACUGCAGAAGAAAUUUCACAUCAGACUUGCAAUAAGGUUUACGCCGUGCAGUGUGACGUAAGAAAUCCAGCUUCUGUCAAGGCCGCAGUGGACUAUGUGGUCGAUCAUGUUGGGCUCCCUGAUGUGGUGAUAAACAAUGCUGCAGGGAAUUUCAUUUCCCCCUCAGAGAAUCUCUCAACCAAUGCCUGGAAAACUAUCACGGACAUAGUUCUGAAUGGUACAGCAAAUGUAACCCUAGACAUUGGAAAACGUCUCAUCAAUGCUGAUAAAGGAGCUGCAUUUCUGGCCAUCACCACAAUCUAUGCUGAGAGUGGCUCUGGGUUUGUGGCACCCAGUGCAUCAGCUAAGGCUGGAGUGGAGGCCCUGUGCAAGUCUCUAGCCGCAGAGUGGGGAAGAUACGGAAUGAGAUUCAACGUUAUUCAGCCAGGGCCAAUCAAAACCAAGGGUGCCUUCAGUCGCAUGGAUCCAACAGGCAUGUUCGAAAAGUCGAUGAUCGAGAGGAUACCAGUAGGUCGGCUAGGCACCCCAGGAGAGAUUGCCAACCUGGCUGCUUACCUCUGUAGUGACUAUGCCAGCUGGGUAUCGGGUGCGAUCAUCAGAAUGGAUGGUGGUGAAUAUGUGUCUAUGGCUGGCGAAUUCAAUGGACUGAAAAUGGUCACAAAAGAGGAGUGGGCUACGAUGGAGGCCAUGAUCAGAAGCACUAAAGGAUCGUAAUAAUUCCUUAACUGCAGUCUCAGGACUGACCUCACUAAACAUCUUUGAGAAUCUCAAACUCCAUUAGUCAUCAGUAAAUGGGGCAUAAUAGAAAAAGUUUGCCAAACUAUUAGAGCUGUCCAUGACACUGCCACUGUGAUAGAAUCAAAAGGAUCUCUUCACAGCGGCACCAUUCUGCAUGCACCAUAUGUCAAUGCUGUCCAUAUGCAGUAGUCAGUGUUAUUUCUAUUGAUAUGGCUAACUUCAGAAAGGCCUUAUGUGGUGUCGCUGACGACAUUUGGCAGAUGCUCUUAUCCAAAGUGGCUUUUCACAGUAGAUUGCCAUUGGUCUGAUUUAUCUGAUUCAAUAGUUUUUUGUUGUAGUUUAACAAAGCUUAGCCAUGUAUACUGAACUGUCUUGUAGUCCCUAAAUGUACUUUUUUUAACAGAAAAUAAAUGAAUAUAUCUUCCCAAGUUAA